AUGGCUAGGGUUUCGGUUUCUCUAUCUUUUGAGUCAUUUGAUUGCUGUUUACGCUUGAAUUGAAUUUGAUUUUGGGAAUUUCGCUUUUGUUACUUGAACAUGCUCACUCUGUGAUUCGUUCUUAGGGCUGUGAACUUGGAAUCAUAUAGUUUUAGUUCAAUUUUGAAACUGGAGGUAGGGUAUAGAGGAACCUGAUAGAAUUAUUUAGCAUGAACUGUAGAAUUUCCAUGUGACCAUAUGCAGCUAGUGAUGGAACCUGAUCUUAGGGUUUAUGUGUUACUAUUCAUGGACUCGAGUGGGUGAUUGUUUCUGCGGCUUUAGAAAAUUGGAGUCAUAAUUUUAGUUCAGUUUUGAGUUGGCAUAUUUAGGAAGGUGAUAAAAGUGUUGAAUGAACCAUUGAAUCCCUAUUUAUAAACUAACCAUACAUAGACUUGGCUUAACUAUAGAAUGUACCAAGUUUGACUUUGAACAACUAGUGAUGGAAACUGGGUUGUAUAUGAUAUGUACAUUAUUGUUGUAGAUGUGAGUUCAACUAACAAAGCUGUCCGACUUGAAUUAGAAAACUUCUAAGCUGUGGUUUUUAUAAGCUCGCUGUGGAAGAGCUGGACAUUUAUGGUAAUUCAAACCUAUGUUUGACAUAAAUGUAAUACAUGACAAGUCAUUAGUUAUCCUAAAUUCACUCAGAAGCUUGCAGGCAGUGAUCACCUCCGCGAUGCUGAACUGUUGCUUGUUGACAAGUGAUAUACUGAGCCAACUGUCUGUCUCCUCCCGUACUCAAAUAUAGGAGAGGAAUAAUCCUCAGACAUCUUGGAGCUGGAAUCAUGCUCCAUUUUAUUGGAGCGAUCAUACUGGCGCAACGUCUAUAGUCGAUGUUGACCCCUUUUAUUAUCAUUAUGUUAUUAUUACAAUUGCUAUAAUACAGAAAUUAAUCACUUAAAUCUUAUAUGUGGUCGAUAAUGCAUAGAUAGUUUUUCCUUUUUGUUUGAUAGUCCAUAAAGUUAAAAUCUUUCAUAGACGUGUCAAUAACUAGAGAAAAAGGAAACACGUGUGCUGGUCAAUGAAAUUAAGAUAAAUAAUCCCGACGUUGCCAAUGCAAUCCCAAAAAGAGGAUCCCCAAUUCUAUCACACAGAAACCUUCAUGGCUGAGAAACAACUGAUCAUCGCUGUUGAAGGCACAGCGGCAAUGGGCCCCUUCUGGAAACCCAUUGUUGUAGAUUAUUUAGACAAGAUUGUGAGGUCUUUCUCUGGAAACGAGUUAAGUGGUCAGAAGCCCUCCACUUCUAUUGUUGAGAUGUCUUUGGUCACAUUCAAUACUCAUGGAUCUUAUUCCGGUUGCUUGGUACAACGGAGUGGUUGGACAAGAGAUGUUGAUCGUUUCUUACAAUGGCUGUCAGCUAUUCCCUUAGCAGGUGGUGGUUUUAGUGAUGCUGCAAUUGCAGAAGGGCUUUCUGAAGCCCUAAUGAUGUUCCCUACUGUUCAAAAUGGAAGCCAAAAUCAACAAAAUGUGGAUUUUCAAAAGCAUUGCAUUCUUGUUGCUGCUAGUAACCCUCAUCCCCUGCCCACUCCAGUCUAUAGACCACAAAUUCAAAAUGUGGAGAAGAGUGAAAAUAUUGAUGCACAAACCGAAAGCCGUCUGUAUGAUGCUGAGGCUGUUGCUAAAUCAUUUGCACAGUGCCUUGUUUCUCUGUCAGUCAUCUGUCCGAAACAGCUUCCUAAACUCAGAGCCAUUUACAAUGCGGGAAAGCGCAACCCCCGGGCGGCAGAUCCACCGAUUGAUAAUGUGAAAAACCCCCACUUUCUCGUUCUAAUCUCAGAGAAUUUUAUGGAGGCCCGGGCUACUUUAAGUCGUCCCGGAAGUACAACUUUGCCCUCAAAUCCGAGUACUGUAAAGAUGGACAUAGCUCCUGUUGCAUCAGUGACAGGGCCACCUCCAACUUCUAUGCCAUCCGUGAAUGGAUCUGUUAUGAAUCGGCCAUCAGUUUCUGUUAACAAUGUGCCUCCUGCGACAGUGAAAGUGGAGCCAACCACUGUAAGUUCAAUGGUAGCUGGACCUGCUUUUGCACAUGUUCGUCCUCCUUCCCAAGGAGUUCCAACCUUGCAAACUUCUUCACCAUCUUCUGGUGAGAUGAUUACAAACAAUGAGAGUGUGCCAGAUUUGAAACCUAUAGUGAGUAAUGUGACACAUCAACUACGUCCUGUGGGUAGCAUCCUCAAUAAUAUCUCUCAAGCACGCGUGAUGAAUUCUGCGGCCUUAUCUGGAGGAUCUUCUAUAGGUCUCCAAAACAUGGGUCAAAAUCCUAUGGCCAUGCAUGUAUCAAACAUGAUAUCGAGUGGAAUGGCAUCUUCGGUGGCUGCUGCUCAAAAUGUAUUUUCAUCUUCAGGGCCUCACACUCUUGCACAGGUUGCUCAGAGCACAGGUCUUGGUUCAUUUACUUCAGGUACUUCCAAUGUGUCUGGAAAUUCUAACCUUGGGAUGUCGCAACCAAUGAGUAACCUCCAAGGUGGUGUUAGCAUCGGCCAAUCUGUUCCUGGCAUGAGUCAAGGAAAUCUCUCAGGACCCCAGAUGGUUCAAAGUGGCAUUGGAAUGACUCCAAACAUGAUGAGUGGCCUUGGUUCAUCAGGUACCUCCUCUGGAACUGGGACAAUGAUUCCCACUCCAGGCAUGUCUCAACAGGCACAAUCUGGGAUGCAGUCACUUGGUGCAAACAAUAGUUCAGUUUCUAAUGUGCCGUUGUCACAACAGACGUCAAGUGCUCUGCAGUCUGCACAAUCCAAAUAUGUGAAAGUGUGGGAGGGAAACUUAUCUGGGCAGAGACAAGGGCAACCUGUGUUUAUUACUAGAUUGGAGGGAUACAGAAGUGCUACAGCAUCUGAGACGCUUGCAGCAAACUGGCCACCGACAAUGCAAAUAGUCAGGCUCAUAUCUCAGGAUCACAUGAAUAACAAGCAAUAUGUGGGAAGGGCAGACUUUCUAGUAUUUCGGGCAAUGAAUCAGCAUGGAUUUCUUGGGCAGUUGCAAGAAAAGAAGCUUUGUGCUGUCAUCCAAUUGCCGUCUCAGACACUACUGCUCUCUGUUUCGGACAAAGCUUGCCGCUUGAUUGGAAUGCUUUUCCCAGGGGAUAUGGUUGUGUUUAAGCCACAAGUAGGCGGUCAGCAGCAGCAGAUGCAACAAAUGCAACAACAGCAGCCGCAGCUACAACAGAUGCAGCAACAGCAGCCGCAGCUCCAGCAACAACAGCAACCGCAACUGCAGCAGCAUCCGCAAAUGCAACAACAGCAACAGCAACCGCAACUGCAGCAGCAGCAGCAUCCGCAGAUGCAACAACAGCAGCAGCAUCCACAGAUGCAACAACAGCAGCAUCCACAGAUGCAACAGCAGCAGCAGCAGCAGCAGCAGCUUCCGCAGAUGCAACAACAGCAGCAACAUCCUCAGAUGCAACAGCAGCAGCUCUCGCAGCUCCAGUCACAACAGCAAAUUCCACAACUGCAGCAACUGCAGCAACAACACCAACAGCAACAGUUGGUUGGGGGUGGAAUGGGUCAAGCUUAUGGUCAAGGCCGGUCACAAUUACUUUCGCAAGGACAAGUUUCAUCACAACAAGGGCCUAAUAUGCCAGGAGGAGGCUUUAUGGGUUAACAACAGUGUUGCUUGUUAGUAGUAGUAGUAGUAGUAGACUGGCAUAUUUAUAUAUUAAUUUUAUGGAUCACAGUUUUAUCUAUUAAUUUCGGAGACCUAUUAGCAAACAGUUUUAUGGAUCACAGUUUUAUCUAAACAAGUUUCAUAUAUUUAUAUAUUUAGCAUUAGCAAACAUGCUGGUGUUCAAUGCCUUGAUCAA
Rosa rugosa (rugosa rose) is the source of this 3836-nucleotide messenger RNA. Its product is annotated as mediator of RNA polymerase II transcription subunit 25. Gene Ontology annotation, cellular component: mediator complex; transcription regulator complex. The record is from RefSeq and is a predicted model, not a curated record. The transcript is spliced from 15 exons. Lineage: Eukaryota; Viridiplantae; Streptophyta; Magnoliopsida; Rosales; Rosaceae. Gene Ontology annotation, biological process: positive regulation of transcription by RNA polymerase II. Bases 1091 to 3637 code for a protein of 848 amino acids.